This is a messenger RNA of Ylistrum balloti, 1062 nucleotides long. Its product is annotated as putative cyclin-dependent serine/threonine-protein kinase DDB_G0272797/DDB_G0274007. The record is from RefSeq and is a predicted model, not a curated record. Bases 1 to 1062 code for a protein of 353 amino acids. The transcript has 3 exons. Lineage: Eukaryota; Metazoa; Mollusca; Bivalvia; Pectinida; Pectinidae.
AUGCAUUUCUUGACCUCGUCAUGUUUGUUCUCUGGACUCUACAUUGAACGUUCCACGUAUCGCGAAAGUUCUUUCCCAAACUCCAGUAUAAAAACAGCAACGAACAAAAAUCAACACCUAAAGCACCAACAAACACAAAAACAGCAGCAACAACAACGGAAGCAGCAACAACAGAAGCAGCAACAACAACAGAAGCAGCAACAACAACAAAAACAGCGACAACAACAGAAGCAGCAACAACAGAAGCAGCAACAACAACAGAAGCAACAACACCAACAGAAGCAGCAUCAACAACGGAAGCAGCAACAACAACAGAGGCAACAACAACAAAAACAGCGACAACAACAGAAGCAGCAACAGAAGCAGCAACAACAACAAAAACAGCGACAACAACAGAAGCAGCAACAACAGAAGCAGCAACAACAACAGAAGCAGCAUCAACAACGGAAGCAGCAACAACAACAGAGGCAACAACAACAAAAACAGCGACAACAACAGAAGCAGCAACAACAACAAAAGCAGACAUCCAAUGCCACACAUAGGACACCUGAUGCCACACCAUGGACACCCAAUACCACAACUAGGACACUUAAUUCCAUGCCUCGGACACUUGAUGCCACACCUUGGACACCCAAUGCCACAACUAGGACACUUAAUUCCACACUUCGGACACUUGAUGCCACACCUUUGACACCCAAUGCCACAAUUAGGACACUUAAUUUCACGCCUCGGACACCUGAUGCCACACCUUGGACACCCAAUGCCACAACUUGGACACCCAAUGCCACAACUAGGACACUUAAUUCCACGCCUCGGACACCUGAUGCCACACCUUGGACACCCAAUGCCACAACUUGGACACCCAAUGCCACAACUAGGACACUUAAUUCCACACCUCGGACACUUGAUGCCACACCUUUGACACCCAAUGCCACAACUAGGACACUUAAUUCCACACCUCGGACACCUGAUGCCACACCUCGGACACCUAAUGCCACACCUUGGACACCCAAUGCUACACUUAGGUCACUCAUGCAGUUUAAUAAAACCAGUGGUUGUUGA